AGAUGGGGAGCCUUGAACGCAUCACACGUCACCGCUGGCCCGUCCCACCAAUGUCUGUGCGCGCGCCUUAGCAGAGAGACAGCGCGCCCCCGCGGCAGUACGGCGCUAAUUUAGAUAGUUUUCAGAAUCAUCAAAACCCCGGAGAAUAAAUCCGUGUCAGUGCACGCGGGCGGGCGCGAGGGAGUCAAAGGUCGUGACGGGCACGGACGCGGUCUAGCUGAACGGGUCUCGCGGCUCGCUGGAGGAGUAAAACGCGGGUUCCGGUGGCGAUAUUUGUUGUGUCAGGAAGUUUGACGUGCUCGCUUUUAAGCUAAUUUGUCGCUUUGUUUUGACUGGAGCGCUCGCGGGCUGCUGUUGGAUUAAGGCCGCGCGCGCCGUGACUUCGUGACUGUCAAAAGGCAGAAAGAGCCUGUUGUAGUUUUAUCGUUUUCUGGACACAUAACUUUAAGAGUUUUUGUUUAUAGAAGUCUGUAUUCAUCAAACUUAACUUUUUAAUAAGUUUAUGUGUUGCAAACAAUUUUUUUAAUUAUUUUUAAAACAUUUUUUGUCUCUUAAUACGGUCGCCAUUGAUGUCAAAUUCAUAAAUUAUUUUGCUUCAGGACGUUUACAUGACGAAACUUAUGUUUUUAAGUUGCAAAUCGAGGAAGUUUUGUUGAAUUCUGGGUAAUUUUUUUUGCUUAAAAUAGUCUGGAUCUCUCUGGCGAAAGAGUGGAGGAAAAUCUGCACAGUUAGCAGGAAGAGCGCCGUCCAAAUCACGGAAAUCUGUCUUUCUCUCCUCCUGGCGAAGCUUUAAUGGAUUUGAUGCGGGCGCGCGGCGGCAGCAGCAGCUCGUGCCUAUAUUUGGUUCUGCUGCGAUGAAGCUCUCUCUGUCCGGUCAGUCUGGAGGGGGGCAGAAAAGUGGACUUUUGAGUGAAAAUGUUUUGGAAAUGUGAGUUUUCCGAAGCUGCCGGGCUCCAGCGGCGCGCGGGCUGGAGUCUCAGCUGCAGCGGCUCCAUGUAGACUUUUCCAUCGGAACAUUUUCCGCCUGGAGCGAACGGUUCUGCUUAUUUUUUUUUGGAUAUAUAUACAUAUAUUUUAAUCACCCCUUGUUAAAUUUCCGUGGGAAAAGCUGGGGGGGUCAGCGCCUCCAUGGCGCACCUCCUCUCAGGUGUGACCGCCGGGAUUCUGCUGGAUGUAAACAAAGGGGAUCUGUGACGUCACGAGUCGUGCAGGACACCUGUGAGUGGAGGAGGCCCCGUCCAGCUGAGAGAACAGGCUGUGGGUGGUUCGGUGCUGCAGAAGCAAACAGCCUGAAGACUCAUCUUAUGCAAACAGCGCCACAAUGAAUGAGAGGCAGGCUCUCCAUUCCAUCAUGAAGGACCUGGUGGCGCUCCAGAUGACGCGACGCCAGCCUGUGAUGUCCUACGACAGCGGCAAACCAAAGACGCUGACGCAGGCGAACCGACAGGAUGACGUGAGGAUAAAGUUUGAGUUCUCAGGAGAGAGGAGGAUCCUGGUGUUUGAAAGGCCUGUGCAGUUUGAGGAAAUUCAGCAAAAAGUCAAGAGUGUGUUUGGUCAGCUGCUGGACCUGUACUAUGUGAACAAUGAGAUGUCCAUCCCUUUGAGAGGUCAGGACGACUUGGAAAAGGCCGUGGACUUGCUGGACCGAAGCUCCAACAUGAAGAGCAUCCGGAUCCUGCUGCUCACUCAGGAGCACAAACAUGCAACCUCUCCCUCCCAUCAUGCACCUUGCAAGCAGGUGAGAAUCAAGUCCUCCCAGUCUACUGGAGACGUCAGUACGGUGUACCAAUCCUCUGAACCCAGGGGGCGCCACUUAUCAACCGGGUCUCAGAACACCGGGCGAAGUUCUCCACCUCCUGGAUACGUGCCUGAACGCCAGCAGAGGAUCGCCCGGCAAGGUUCAUACACCAGCAUAAACAGCGAGGGGGAGUUCAUACCAGAGACCAGCGACCAGUGUAUGCUUGAACCCUGGAGCAGCGCAGAGAAUUCAAUCUCUGGAAGCUGUCAGUCUCUGGACAGCAACUCAGACAGCCCGUCAGUGAGGAAGUCCCGGAUGCACAGAGCUAAAAGCUACCCUGAUAAUCGGCAAGAGUGCGCAGACAGAGAAAACUACAUGUAUGACAGGGAAGCAGGGAAGGGAGGCACUUACCCUCGCAGGUACCACGUUUCCCUGCAUUGUAAGGACCAUAACGAAGGUCGUAGAACAUUUCCACGGAUCCGUCGCCCACAGGGAAACCUGUUCACGUUGGUGCCUUCGAGGCGGUCGCUCAACAGCACAGAGGACAGUCUGGGAAGCUGGCAGAUGGUUGAUGCACAGGGCAGGCUGCGACCCCAGGAACGCUCCGUCUCCCACAAAUCGCCCAGCGCUCCAGUGACGUGGCGUCGAGGAAAGCUUCUCGGACAGGGCGCGUUUGGACUGGUUUACCUGUGUUACGAUGUGGAUACUGGGAGGGAGCUGGCAGCAAAGCAAGUCCAGUUUGACCCAGAAAGCCCAGAAACCAGCAAGGAGGUCAGUGCUUUGGAAUGUGAAAUCCAGCUUCUGAAAAACCUGCACCACGAGCGCAUCGUCCAGUACUACGGCUGUCUGAGGGACCACAGCGAGAAGACCCUCACCAUCUUCAUGGAGUACAUGCCCGGAGGUUCGGUCAAAGACCAACUGAAAGCGUACGGCGCCCUGACUGAGAACGUGACGCGCAAGUACACCAGACAGAUCCUGGAGGGCAUGUCGUACCUGCACAGCAACAUGAUUGUACACAGAGACAUCAAGGGUGCCAACAUCCUGCGGGAUUCAGCGGGAAACGUGAAGCUCGGAGACUUCGGUGCCAGCAAGAGGCUUCAGACCAUCUGCAUGUCUGGCACCGGCAUCCGCUCUGUGACCGGCACCCCCUACUGGAUGAGUCCGGAAGUGAUCAGUGGAGAAGGCUACGGCAGGAAGGCUGAUGUCUGGAGUCUGGGCUGCACCGUGGUGGAGAUGCUCACCGAAAAGCCCCCCUGGGCUGAAUAUGAAGCCAUGGCCGCCAUAUUCAAGAUCGCCACCCAGCCCACCAACCCGCUGCUCCCCUCGCACAUCUCUGAGCAGGCGCGAGACUUCAUCCACUGCAUCUUUGUGGAGGCCAAACACAGGCCGAGCGCCGAGGAGCUGCUCAGACAUCCUUUCUCCCAGGUUCUGUGCUGAGACCUGCCGGAUUUAUGAACAGAUUCUGGUUCGAACGGUUCUGGAGCUACCAUUUACUGUCCAAAUAUCAGUGUUAAGCUUUCUGAGCUACGGCCAUGAUGAUUCAGUGCAUUAAUUCAGAGACAUUUGCCUUAAAAAACCAACGCCAGCGUAUAAUCUGGAGCGUCCACAAGGGGGAGCCGCAGAUCUUCAAUCAGCAGAGGAGCAUUGUGAUCUUAUCAGAACCCUAAAACUGUGGAGAAACACCAUGACUGAAGAUGUUUCUCAUUUAUAAAUAUAACUUGAAGGGAAUUCCAAUGAAAGUAGGGCUGCCACAAAAGAUUAUUUUAUCAAUCAACUAAUCACUGAUUGUUUUUUCCAUUUAGUCGACAAAUCGGGUCAUGUGCAAACUGG
Messenger RNA from Oryzias melastigma (Indian medaka), 3568 nucleotides. RefSeq names its product mitogen-activated protein kinase kinase kinase 3 (gene map3k3). Gene Ontology annotation, molecular function: protein kinase activity; protein binding; ATP binding. The record is from RefSeq and is a predicted model, not a curated record. NCBI's taxonomy places the organism in Eukaryota, Metazoa, Chordata, Actinopteri, Beloniformes, Adrianichthyidae. The transcript has 17 exons. Bases 1322 to 3175 code for a protein of 617 amino acids. Gene Ontology annotation, biological process: protein phosphorylation.